Messenger RNA from Amoebophrya sp. A120, 716 nucleotides. The record is from the annotation of a GenBank genome assembly. Lineage: Eukaryota; Dinophyceae; Syndiniales; Amoebophryaceae.
CCUGGCGAUCCAGCUUAUUUGGGCCAUCCUGGAGCGGAGCCGGAGCCGGCUGAAUGCUGUGCUGCAUCAGUUUUUGUUUGAAAAUUGGAACGCCUUGUACCACACACCGUGGCCGGUCGCGCACCUUGCCUACAAGGCUGUGUUUGCAACAGCAAUGCUCGGCACUUUCGACCUGAAUUUCUUUCACCCACCUAAUGAUCAUUUCGGAGGCUCAUCGGUUGGGAAUGGACACCAGGUCGUAGUAUCAAACGCAGUAGUAGAGAAAAAAUGGCUGGGUCUGGAAGAAUGUUGCAGGAUAUCUUGCCAUAUUUUUCUGAUAUGACUCUGAGCUGCUCUGUGAUCAUGUCUGGGCAGGAUGAAAGGAUCCUCUUGCGGCCUCCUGUCAUGCGACGAGAUUGCAGCUCGCCAUGCGGUAUGCGCAACAGGAUGCAGCCCUGAAGUUUGUCACGGUUGACUUACUUGAUAUUGAACUGAGCCCGUCAUAAUUCAGAUUCACAGAACACUUCCUUCACAAGAUAGAACCUUCUGACCCAGUAAAGAACACAACAUUUGCAAUGUAUACCAAGGCCACGACCGCCGGAACGACCACACGCACGACCAGUCCUACCACUCAGGUCCCCUUGUUCCUCCACUUCCACCGGACCUCCACCGUCCGCGUGCGCAAACCAUGCGUUUCUCGCCGGUUGCGCUGACGACGUACGCUACGGAGCGCUGCC